Messenger RNA from Vicia villosa (hairy vetch), 2411 nucleotides. RefSeq lists its product as uncharacterized. The transcript has a single exon. Bases 356 to 1900 code for a protein of 514 amino acids. The record is from RefSeq and is a predicted model, not a curated record. Lineage: Eukaryota; Viridiplantae; Streptophyta; Magnoliopsida; Fabales; Fabaceae.
GCAUGAGCACAUCAAGAAACGAUAACCACUCUUUUCAGAAUAGUAAAUCACAAAAAUAAUAAUCAAAAUCAGGGUUUCUCAAAUUUCCCCUUUGUGAAAUCUCGAUUCUUCAACACGGUUUCACCCUCGCUUAAUUUCUCGAAAAUUUUAAUCGAUUCUUAAUUUCACAAAACAUCGAUUUAGGGUUUUGAAUCGGAUUCGGUUUCGAAUUCGCCGCCGAUCGAGAGUUUCUGAUCGGUGAUAAUUUUGUUUGUUUGUUUGUUUUCGUGACUGAUUUCGUUUAAAUUUCAAGAGAUUGUUGUUGUUAGUUUGUUUGUAGUUAGGGUUUGUUUGUGUUUGGUUUGUUACGUUUACGAUGAACGAUCAAUCGAAGAUGAUGAUGAAUUUGAACCAGAUGAAUCAGUCUCAGAUGAUGAAGAUGAAUCCGCCUCAGCCUCAGUCUCAGAUGAUGAAGAUGAAGAUGAAUCCGCCUCAGAUUAUUAAUCAGUCUCAGGAACAGUUUCUGAUGAACCAUAAUCAAGGAAUGAAUCAGCAGCAGAUGAUGAAUCCGAAUCUUCCUCCGAUGAUGAAUCGUGGAGGAUAUAAGGUUUGGUCUCAACAGCUUCCUUUGGAUCCUAACAUGAAGUUUCAGAACCCUAAUUUGAAACCUAAUUUCGCGAAACCGGGGCGAAGUAAUAAUAAUAAUAACAACUGGAAGGGGAAGAAGGUUGGUGGUGAUAAGAGGAAAGAUAUUAGGAGAAUGGAAAAUUCGAGUGGAAUUUCCAACAACAGUGUUGGUUACCAACCACCUACUCUUCAGGAGUUGCAGUCUCAGAAUCGUUUGAAAGCGCGGAAGUUCUAUCCUAAGAAGAAGUUUAAUGCUAGAUUUGCUCCUUUUGCGCCGAGGAAUACCACUUCGUAUAUUAUUCGUGCUAAGAAAUCUGGUGGGAUUGCAUCGCUUGUGUCGCCUUGUCCUGUGACUCCGGCUGUGCUUCCUACGCCGAUAUUGUCUCCGUCGAGGGAGAUGUUGGGAGAUAUGGCAAAGGAAGAGUGGGGUGUUGAUGGGUAUGGGUCGAUGAAGGGUUUGAUUAGGCUUCGGGAUGUUCAUGAUGAUGAGGAUGAAGAUGGUGGUGAUGGGUCGAGUGAGAGUGAUGUGGAGGAACAUGUGGAGGUUGAGAGGAGGCUGGACCAUGAUUUGAGCCGGUUUGAGAUGAUAUACCCGAAUUACGGAGGUGGGGAUUAUAAUAAUGUGUUAGAAAAUAGGGUUGAUGAUCAGGAUUCUCAUAUUGCACAGUUGGAGGAAGAGAAUUUGACUUUGAGGGAGAGACUUUUCCUAAUGGAGAGGGAGUUGGGUGAUUUGCGAAGGAGGAUGCUGUUUCUCGAGAGGCAGAGUCAGAACCAGGUUGUGGAAGAUGUCAAUGAGGAAGUAGUGGAGAAUGGGUCUGAUAAUGAAAGUGACGGGGGAUCUGAUGUGCCUGUUAUGGGAAUUGAGAACAACGCUGAAAUGGUUGAUUCAAUGAUGGAAAGUGAGAGAAAUGAAAACAUUGAGGCCAAUGCUGCUGUUAAGUUAGAAAACGACGGAGUAUCAGAAGCUGAUGGUGUAGAGGAUGUUUUUAUGGAAGAGUCUGUUCCGAGUGAGGUGGUUUCAAAUCAGGAUGAGUUCAAAGGUAAUGAAAUGGGAGGUGGCUUUGUGUUUGAUGAAGUUAAGGGAGAGAAGGAAGAGCUUAAGGUUGAAUUAGCCACACAACAGUGUGUACCAGAUGAAACUUUUGCCAAAGAAAACGAUUAUAAAGAGAGUGGCGAGAAUGAAAUGGUUGAUAGAAGUGAUGAAUCGAAAACCCAAGAAGCAACAAAUGAAAGUGCAAAUUACUUAGCGAGUGAGAGGGAUGAAUGCAAGAAUUCGAUAGUUGGGACAAGUUAAGGGACUGCUGGAGAUGAUGAUUUAUCUGUUGCUCAGUAGCUGAAGCCGUUCCUCAAGUAGGGUUUUGAGGGGAAGGCUAGUGAACAAAAUGCUACUGCAGUUUAAUGCAUAAAUUGUUGGUAUUUGCAGACCCGUAGAUUAGUAGUUUACUUUUGUUCUGUCUAUUUUUUGUUUCAUAACUGUAUGGGUUUGGUAAAAUGAAAGAUUAGGAGAAAGGGUGUUCUUCACAGUCAUAUCUGUUGGUUUGAAAGAUGCGACUGUUGCUGAGUUUCGUUCUUUUGUCUUUCUUUACUUAUCCCUUAGGGCUGAAGUUUGGUUGGGUAGGUCUAUGUAGAGAAUAGUAGGAGAGGUCCCUAAAUUUGCAGGUUCUUUUGUGUAGGUAGGGGGAUUAAAAUGUACUAUGUCAAAAUAUUCUACUCAGUGGCAUGUAAUGGACCUGCGAAAUUAUAAAGAGAACUGAACUAACGAUUGCCAUGUACUGUUUUCCUCAAAUUUCAGAUGAUUUUGUGAA